Molecule: messenger RNA, 705 nt
Organism: Microthlaspi erraticum
Lineage: Eukaryota; Viridiplantae; Streptophyta; Magnoliopsida; Brassicales; Brassicaceae
Source: the annotation of a GenBank genome assembly
AUGGAUGAAGAAACAAAGAACAAAGUGAUACUCCAUGGAUCAUUCGCGAGUCCUUACAGCAAAAGGAUUGAGAUAGCCCUCAAGCUUAAGUCCAUACCUUACCAACUCGUGCAAGAAGAUCUCAACAACAAGAGCCAAACCCUUCUCCGUUACAACCCGGUUCACAAGAAGAUUCCGGUUCUCGUCCACCAAGGUAAACCGAUCUCUGAAUCCUUGUGUAUCAUCGAGUACAUAGACGAAACGUGGAGAAACGGUCCACAUCUUUUGCCUCAAGACCCUUACAGAAGAUCUAAAGUCCGGUUUUGGGCUAGCUACAUUCAGUCACAUCUUUACGAUGUGGUGUUGGAAGUGGUGAAAACCGAAGGGGAAGAGCAAGAGAAAGCUCUUACAGAGAUAAAGGAGAAGCUGAGCAUCAUAGAGAAAGAAGGCCUCAAGGAGAUUUUUUCAGACACUAAUGGUGAACCAAUCGUGAAGAACGAGACUAUGAGCCUUGUCGACAUUGUCAUGUGCACUUUGCUUAGCCCUUACAAGGCACACGAAGAAGUUUUGGGUCUAAAGAUCAUCGACCCAGAGGCAGUUCCUGGUGUCUAUGGUUGGCUUAAUGCUAUUAACCAAACCGACGUGGUCAAAGAUGUGAGCCCUCCUUAUGAACAAGUCCUAGAGUUUGUUAGGGCUUUUAGACAGAUGUCUCUCUCCCGUUCCUGA